Molecule: messenger RNA, 990 nt
Organism: Penicillium canariense
Lineage: Eukaryota; Fungi; Ascomycota; Eurotiomycetes; Eurotiales; Aspergillaceae
Exons: 4
Coding region: 1-990 (329 amino acids)
Source: RefSeq, a predicted model, not a curated record
AUGCCGGCCCCUUACGACACUAACACAACUGCCACCGAGCUAGUCAUCGACUAUGCGUCUAUCAUUGAAGGCAAAACAAUCCUUGUUACAGGUGUAUCAUCAGGAUCGUUAGGCAACUUUUAUGUCCAAUCCAUUGCCAAAGCCAACCCCGCAUGCCUGAUACUCGCGGGCCGAAGCACCAGCAAACUAGAGCAAUGCGCCAAAGAGAUCACCGCCGACAACCCAAAUAUCGAAGUCAGCACUUUGGAAAUUGACCUGAGCUCCUUCGACAAUGUUCGCCGUGCUGCAGACCAGGUCAACAGUUGGGAUGGCAUCCCUGCCAUUGAUGUACUAGUCAAUAAUGCCGGCAUAAUGGCGGUGGAGUACAAGCUCUCAGUGGAUGGAUUCGAGUCGCACUUUGCUACAAACCAUCUGGGACCGUUCCUUUUCACGAACUUGAUCAUGAAUAAGAUUUUGAAGUCGGCAAGCCCGCGCAUAGUCAUCGUUACUAGCGACGGGCACAGAAUGAGUCCGAUUAGAUUUGGUGAUUACAACUUUGACGGAGGCAAAACUUACAACAAAUGGGUUGGAUACGGGCAAUCCAAGACUGCGAAUAUGCUGAUGGCGCUGUCGCUGGCGAACAAACUUGGCGUCAAGCAUAGCUUGCAGGCAUUCUCGCUACACCCCGGCGCGAUCUCGACGAAUCUGAGCGCACACCUGGACAUGAAUGUUGACAUACAGGGACUUCUUUCCGUCUAUCGACAGCUAGGCGAAAAGGAGGGCUGGGAAGAUCAAGCCUUUACUCUUAAGACAAUUGAUCGCGGCACUGCGACUCAUAUUUACGCUUCAUUCGAUCGUUCUCUUAAAGCAAAUAACGGGGCGUACCUCAUCGACUCGCAUGUCGCAGAUCCUCUGGUGGAUAUUGUUAAGCCAUGGGCCACCAACAACAUUGAAGCUGACAAACUUUGGGUGCUCAGCGAGAAGCUAGUUGGCCAAGAAUUCUCUUACUAG